Messenger RNA from Desarmillaria tabescens, 675 nucleotides. Its product is annotated as ribosomal protein S13. Gene Ontology annotation, biological process: translation. Gene Ontology annotation, cellular component: small ribosomal subunit; ribosome; cytosol. The transcript has 5 exons. Bases 114 to 584 code for a protein of 156 amino acids. Gene Ontology annotation, molecular function: RNA binding; structural constituent of ribosome. Lineage: Eukaryota; Fungi; Basidiomycota; Agaricomycetes; Agaricales; Physalacriaceae. The record is from RefSeq and is a predicted model, not a curated record.
ACACGUUACGAUCGGUGUGAGCCAAACAGAGCACGCAAAAGACCUCUCUUGCAGGAAAAUACGGACGACGUCCACGCAAGCCUACUUUACGCUUCGGCAAACGACUACUGACCAUGUCUCUCGUUGUUCCCGAGGCUCACCAGCAGUUCCAACACAUUCUUCGACUUUUGAACACCAACGUCGAUGGAAAGCGCAAAAUCAUGUACGCGCUGACUGAGAUCAAGGGUGUUGGGCGACGAUACUCCAACUUGGUGUGCAAAAAGGCUGAUGUUGAUCUCAACAAGCGUGCCGGAGAGCUCAACUCUGAUGAGCUAGAGCGAAUUGUGACGAUCAUCCAAAACCCUACACAGUUCAAGAUUCCUACGUGGUUCUUGAACAGACAAAAGGACAUUGUGGACGGCAAAAACUCGCAGAUUCUGUCUAACGGAGUUGACUCCAAGUUGCGUGAUGACCUUGAGCGGCUGAAGAAGAUUCGGGCUCAUCGUGGAUUGCGACACUAUUGGGGUCUUCGUGUACGUGGACAACACACCAAGACGACUGGCCGCCGUGGCAAGACUGUUGGUGUGUCAAAGAAGCGUGGUUAGAUACUAGGAUGUUUAUGUCUGUCAUUGAAUCUAUGCCGUUUCGUAGCACGUGAUGUAGAAGAUUCGCGUAAAGACGUGAAGUGUGUGUGAA